AUGACGACUCUCGCCGCUCGCUCGCCCUACCCGGCUCCCACGCUCUCGAGCAGCAUAAUGUAUCGCCAACCCAACGCCGCCGUCAAUACACACUUUACGAGUCCGACAGAAUCCGAAUUCUCAGAAUCACACAGAGAUGGAAGAGAUUCCGUUAUGGAGUGGGAUGAGGGCCGUGUUGUCGAAUGGCUGCGGAGCUUCAACUGUGGUCAAUAUGCGGAGACAUUUCGAAAGAACAACAUAAAUGGGCAGAUUCUCCUAGAAAUGAACGACGAGCGGUUGAUGGAAAUUGGUAUCAAGAAGAUUGGGCCCAAAAAGCUUCUCAGAAGAAGGAUUGAUAUUCUCCGGAAAGAGCUAUUACAGAAAUCAAGCAGAAGCUUCAUGAACAGAGAAAACAGGACAGCACGGGUGCAGCGACAUGGAGCGCCGAGUCCGAUGAAAGACAACAGCACAUCACUUCCUACAUCGAGGUUGGCGAAUCCAAGGAAUACAAAUAUGGACACUCCGCAGACUGCACGCUUCAUCCACAACGUGAAGCCAUCAUCGUCUUUUGACAACCUCAACGCCUCAGGGAGCGCGCUACCCAGUGGCAAGCCGUGGAUAAAGGUCAUCUUCGAGAACGGUCGAUACUCCGUCAUCAACAUUGAAGGCUUUCGGACCGCCGAAGACAUCAUUCGCAGUACCCUUAAAAAGGGCACGUUGAAUGAGAACCACUUCCGGUCGUACUGCUUUUACGUACUGGACGGGACCGACCCUAGUCCGGCGUUCUGUCGCAGAAUAGGAGAAGCGGAACUCUGCAAGCUUUGCAAUGACAGUGUCAGGAGCGAGCGUGGCCGUUUGAUUCUGCGCAAGAUUCAUGCAGGAGAGCCAGAUGGCGAACAACUACUGGCUGCAGCGCGCAUCGCUGCGCAGCAACUUCCGGAACCUCCAGCUAUUGAAGUACAGCAGCCUGGAAAACCGAAGACCCAUCAGAAGAUCGAGAAGCUCACCGGAGAACCACUGGCGGCUGUCAGUUAUCCCAUGAGUCCCGCCAGUGCCGCGGAACGUAAGGACUACUUCAAAGAAGCCAGCGGUAAAGUACAGCGAGCUGUCAGCACGGCGUCUUCACGUGCCCGGAAACUGAAGGACUUUUACGGCGCCCGGCCACCUACAGAGUUCAUCACACAAGAUCUGCAGUCUUACUUUCCAGAGGUGGCGCGAGAAGAAAUGGAUCGCACCGUCCGCAUGUCGAUCAGACGAAGCAAGAGACUGAGUCGUGCUGUGAGAACACUCAGCAUGGCAAGCAACUUCAGCAUUGCCGACAGUCUCAAGGACGCUCCGCCAUUGCCCACCAUCGCGGACGGAUGGCUCAAGGAUGCAGGUUCGGCUCACAGAUCAGGACUGCGCCCACUCAGCGUCGUUCGCAUUGGAAGGACCGACUCACAUCGAGAAUCCGACACUAGUAGCAUGCUGCAACCUCUAGAUGAAGAGUUGCCAUCGGAGCCGAACAGGAAGAGCUAUGUGUCUUUCGGUGGAGACAGCGGCUCAGAUACGACCGCCAGCAUCGCCCCUACAGACGAGGGGCACACCGUUCUACCUUCGUACCUCCAAAACCAGGGUCACAGCCCCACUACGACAGAGGGCGGAGGCGAUAGCCUAAACUCGCGCUUAUCGCGCUUCAUUGCGGAGGAUGGUGAAGAGUCGGAUGAAGAACUCAUCCAGCAUCUGGAAGCGAACAGUUGGGACGACUUGAAGUACAUGAAAGGCGCCAUGAUAGGCCAGGGCUCUUUCGGUACCGUCUUCCUGGCACUCCACGCCGUCACCGCCGAAUUGAUGGCCGUCAAGCAAGUCGAAAUGCCCUCCAACAGCGGCUCCACCAUGGACGCGCGAAAGAACAACAUGAUCGAGGCCCUCAAGCACGAAAUCACCCUCCUUCGUGACCUCAAACACACCAAUAUUGUGCAAUAUCUCGGGUCCAACAGCGACGACCAACAUCUCAACAUUUUCCUCGAGUAUAUCGCUGGCGGGUCUGUUGCGACUAUGCUCGUCAACUACGGCUCUCUCCCCGAAGGCCUUAUCUCGAACUUCGUCCGCCAGAUCUUGCAGGGACUGAACUACCUCCACUCCAAAGACAUCAUCCAUCGCGACAUCAAAGGUGCCAACAUCCUCGUCGACAACAAAGGCACCGUCAAAAUCUCCGAUUUCGGUAUCUCCAAACGCGUUGAAGCGUCCACCCUCCUGAACCCGGGUCCACACAAACGCGGCGGUCCGCGCGUCUCACUCCAAGGCUCCGUCUUUUGGAUGGCGCCCGAAGUCGUGCGCCAGACAGCAUACACAAAGAAGGCCGACAUCUGGAGUUUGGGCUGUCUGAUCGUGGAAAUGUUCACCGGAAGCCAUCCGCAUCCGAACUGCACUCAAUUGCAAGCCAUCUUCAAGAUCGGCGGCAGUGGGAGCAAUGCGGACAAUGCACGGCCUGACAUGCCCGAGAUUGCGAGCGAGGAGGCGAAGGCUUUCUUGAAGAGGACAUUUGAGAUUGAGCAUGAGAAGAGGCCGAGCGCGGAGGAGUUGUCUGGGUUUGAAUUUGUCAACCCGAAGACAUGA
Messenger RNA from Zymoseptoria tritici IPO323, 2577 nucleotides. RefSeq lists its product as uncharacterized. The record is from RefSeq and is a predicted model, not a curated record. The coding region runs from base 1 to 2577 and encodes 858 amino acids. NCBI's taxonomy places the organism in Eukaryota, Fungi, Ascomycota, Dothideomycetes, Mycosphaerellales, Mycosphaerellaceae. Gene Ontology annotation, biological process: protein phosphorylation. Gene Ontology annotation, molecular function: protein kinase activity; ATP binding; protein binding. The transcript is spliced from 2 exons.